AUGGAUCCAAGUUUGGGCAGAUACCAACACUGGUAUGGUAUUUCGGGUUCAGAUAUUGAUUUUUAUAGAGUCGGCACUAAUCUGAAUGUAAAUGGAUUGAUAUUAGGCAAACUGGUUCAAGUUGUUGAUUUUAGUCGUGGUGCAACAUACAAGGCUAUCAAAGUUCCUGAUCUCAGCCCCAAUGAUGGGUUUUCAGACAUCAAAGAUCCAGAAUACAAACCAUCGUCGCCCAACGGAUGGACUAAUGGAACUGUCACUGAGGGUAACAACGCCAAGACUAUUGACUCUACAAAAAAACCGCCCGUUCCAGCAACCGGUGUUGAUGGUGUAUUCGAUAGCAAGUUCAAUCCCGCUGCUAAUGUUACCGAUCCAGACAACAUGCAAGCAGCUGCUGUCAAUCUGUUUUAUCUUGCUAACCUAAUGCACGAUAUCUCGUAUCAGUAUGGUUUCACCGAGGUUGCUGGCAAUUUCCAAAAUGACAACUUUGGAAAAGGUGGUAAGGGUAACGAUGCAGUCAAUAUCAAUGUCAUGGAGACUUCGGGUUCUGAAAAUGCUCUUUUUUUGACUCCACCUGAUGGUCAGCCUGGUAGAAUGGCAAUGUUUCGAUACACUUCUACUGAGCCCAAUCGCAAUCCUGGUCUUGACAGCCAAAUCGUUGUACACGAAUAUGGACACGGUAUUUCAAGUCGUUUGACUGGUGGGCCUGCAGCAACUGGGUGUUUGCUCGAAGGUGAGGCUAGAGGUAUGAGCGAGGGUUGGUCCGACCUAUUUGCCAUGAUCGUAACUGCCAAAGAAUCACACAAAGCCGACACUCCAAUUAUCUUGGGUGCAUAUAUUUCUGAUUCAUCCAGCGGUGUUCGCACUCAUCCUUUCACUACUGACAUGAAAGCCAAUCCCUUCACAUAUUCAGAUAUUGGAAAUAAUCAAGAAUCUUAUAUUGUUGGUGAAGUGUGGGCUUCUAUACUCUGGGAAGUCUACUGGAACUUGGUCACCAAGAACGGAUUCUCCACCAAUCUCCACGAUGCCAAGGGCAAGUUUGGUAACAUUGUUACUAUGCAGAAUAUGAUUGGUGGAUUUAUGCUUCAGCCAUGCAAGCCCACUUUCCUUAGUGCUCGUGAUGCUUUUAUUGCAUCUGAUGUUGCUCACUACAAUGGUGCCAACAAAUGCGAGAUCUGGAAAGGAUUUGCCAAACGCGGUCUGGGAGUCAAGGCUGCUAAUAGUACAAACGAUUUCUCAGUUCCUGAUGAAUGCGGUGGUGGUACUUCAUCGUCUAGCAGUGUUUCUAUUGCUACAACCACAGAAUCUACCACAGUAGAGUCUGCCACAACUGUUCAAGCUACCACAACUGUAUAA
This is a messenger RNA of Batrachochytrium dendrobatidis JAM81, 1353 nucleotides long. RefSeq lists its product as uncharacterized. The transcript has a single exon. The record is from RefSeq and is a predicted model, not a curated record. Bases 1 to 1353 code for a protein of 450 amino acids. Lineage: Eukaryota; Fungi; Chytridiomycota; Chytridiomycetes; Rhizophydiales. Gene Ontology annotation, molecular function: metalloendopeptidase activity; zinc ion binding.